AUGAAUGUGAAUGCACUCUCAUGUACAAUCAAUGCAUCACUUGACUUAUUCAAUAAAGAAACAAUUCAUAAGAUAUCUCAACGAUUUCAUUCAAUGUUGAAACAAUUAUUUACAUCUGUUGAUAAUCAUAUGAAUAAAUCAAUCUAUGAAAUAUCAUUAGCAUUACCAAAUGAAAGAUUACUCGUGCAAUCAAUGAAUAAUACACAAGUAUCAUUUCUAUCUUCUGCCACUUGUAUUCAUCAUGAAUUUGUAUAUCAAGUAAUGAAGCAUCCACAAAAACUAGCAGUUGAAUUGGAUGAACAAUCGUUGACAUAUGCUGAACUUUUAUGUUAUGUACAGGUGUUAUCUUUGCAUUUGAUUAACAAAUAUCAUGUUGUUCCAGGUGAAAUUAUUUGUCAAUGUGUUGAGCGAAGUUUGUCAAUGGUCAUUGGUAUCUUGUCAAUAGCUAUGGUUGGUAGUGCUUAUUGUCCAUUAUCGGUACGAGAUCCUCCGCAACGUCUACAAGUGCUUGUCAAUCAAACGCAGAGCCGUUUAGUUUUGGUUCAUGCAAGUACACCAGCUGUUUUCAGCCCCGACAAUCUAACUCUAAAUAUUGACUGCAUUAUUCGUUUCGGAGAAAGAUUUAGUGAAAGUAAUCUGAAUGAACUUUCAGAUGCUUCUGUAACACCAGAAAGUGUUGUCUUUGUAAUUUUUACAAGUGGUUCAACUGGUAUUCCAAAAGCGGUUCAACUUCGUCAUCGAAACUUUACUGAAUUUAUGCAUUCAUUUGUGAAUAUUGAUGUAGUAACCAAGUCUGACAUAGUAAUACAGAUGGCUCGAUGCUCUUUUGACAAUCAUCUGCUAAGCUUAGUCGGUACAUUGUUUAUUGGCAGCACAUUAGUGAUGCUUCGACCGGAAGGUAAUAUGGAUUUAGAGUAUCUUGCUAGAGUCCUCGAUCAAAAGCAGAUUACUGUCAUGCAUGCUGUUCCGUCGCUUCUGAACAGUUUCUUUGAAUUUCUCAGUAUAAGUAAGCGUACAUCAGCAGUGAAAUGUUUACGAUCUUUAUGCAGCGGCGGCGAGGCUGUUAAUGCUAAGCAAGUUAAUCUAUUUCAUAAUUUAGUCGGAGAGCAAUGUCGAAUUCGAAAUCAUUAUGGCCCAGCCGAAAUUACGAUCAAUUGUGCUUGUUAUUUAAUUGACCUUAGCAAAAGUCAAGCAAGCAUUUCUAUAGGUCGACUUUUACCCAACUAUCAAUGUCUGAUUUUGGACGAAUUUUCUCAGUUUGUCUGUAUUGGGCAUGAAGGAGAAUUGCUAGUAAGUGGUGUAGGUAUCUUUGCUGGAUACUUUAAUCGUGAUGACUUGACGGCAAAAGCAGUGAUCAAUAUCAACGAAGUAAUGUACUAUAAAACAGGUGAUCUUGUUCGAAUGGAUACUGAAGGAUUUCUUUAUUACGUGCAUCGUAAAGAUUAUCAAGUGAAAUUACAUGGACAACGAAUUGAACUUGAUGAAAUCGAACAAUGUUUACUUCAAACAUCAAUUUCAGCUUGUGUUGUCAUGAAAUGGAAUGAUGAUCAUUUAGUUGCUUAUGUUCAGAGUACUCAUAUUGAUGAAAAACAAUUACGUGGGCAUUGUCAAUCACAUUUACCACCUCAUAUGAUUCCAUCUCUCUUCGUAGUACUUAAUAAAUUACCAUUGAAUGCAAAUGGAAAAAUAGAUCGAAAACUUCUUCCUCCACCUGACUUUUUAUCGUCAGGUCCUGGUUAUAAUUAUGAUAAUAAUGAACCAAGUACUACUCUUGAACAACAAUUACAAAAGAUUUUCAGCCAAGUUUUCCAUAUUGAAUCUCCGCCUAUUGACGUUCCUUUUGGUCAGCUCGGUGGAACAUCUCUAGAUGCUAUACGCGCACUUACAUUAAUACGACAGCAGGUGUGUACUAAUAUUGACAUUGGCCUUCUCUUUACUAAUCCAUCUAUUCGACAAUUGGCUAUAGCAGUAGAACCUUUGUUGAUUUCGAAUCAAUCUCAAAAGACGGUUUUCACCGUUAAUCAAUCUCAUGAAACAUAUGUUCGUCUUGCACCUUCAUUUGUUAUAGAAUCUAUAGGCGUUAUACUUCUUCUCUGCCAAUGGUUAUGGCCAAUCAUAAUAAUUCAUCAAUGGUGUCCAUUCUUCUUCCCAUUCCUACCAGCAUUUCAUCUUAUAUUCUAUGCCAUUUGUUCACGACUCUUUGCACCACAAAAUAACAAAACUGAUAUUGUUUUUUCAUGGAACUAUUAUCGAUGGUGGUUUUUGGAUCGAUUAUGGAAUAAUAAUACAUUUUGGUUACAACAUAUACUUGGUACCCCACUCUAUAAUUACUAUCUACGUCUUUGUGGUGCUCGUAUAAGCUCUAGUGCACAUAUUAAUACCACAGCCAUUGAUACUCCAUGGUUGUUAGAAAUUAGUAAUGGAACUUGGAUUGCUGAUCAAACAUUGCUGAAUUGUUUUCAUUUUAAUGAUGGUAACACUUUUGAACUAUAUCCAAUUAGGAUCGGCUCUAAUUGUUCCAUUGGCACACGAUCGAUUUUAUUCGAUGGAGUUGAUAUGAAAGAUAAUAUUAUUGUUCAACCAAUGUCAUCGGUUACUGGUUCCAUUGCAUCUAAAACAGUCAUUGAUGGUGAAGAACAUAAAUCUAUUUCAACGGAUGACUGUAUUACUCACAGCAAAAGAUCAUUAUCGAUAUGGCAUAGGGUCUACCAAAUUAUUGUACUCAUCUCGCUAAUUUGUAUUCACUGCACAAUUUUAAUUUUUGUCUACAAAAUUCAUUCAAUUGAAAAAAUACCACUAACUUUCAGUAUUGCUUUUUGUUGGACUUUGUGGUCUAUAAUCGGCUGUUUUGUUUCUGUCAUCCUGCUUAAAUUCGUAGUCGGUUCUUGUACUGCUGGUGAUACGUACUCGAUAACGUCUUGGUCGUAUUUACAUAAGUUAUGGCUUCGGCAAUUAAUUGUAUCCAGUUUUCGUCAUGCCUGGUUGCUACCAUCCGGUUGUAAUGACAUGUAUCCUUUCAUUCUUCGUUGGUUAGGUGCUCAUAUCGAAGAUAAUGUUAGACUUUCUGACAUCGGUAUUUUCUUAUCUUGUCCAACAAAUCUACUAAAACUUGAAACGGGCGUCACUACUUUCGGCUCAGUCUUAAUAGUCCCUACUGAGAUAACAUUAUUAGGCGACCAUCGUGUUGAUUCCAUAAUAUUUGGAGCUCAUACAAAUCUUGCGAAUGGAUGUUCAAUUUUGCCUGGCAGUCGUCUUGCUUCUGAGACAAUGGUUGGCAAUUUAACACGCAUUUCUCGAGAAAUAAAUAGCAACCAAAGAGAUGUCUUUAUUGGUGUUCCAGCUCGGGUGAUGCCUUUUAAAAUGCCUCUAAGAUCAAACGAGACAGAUCAGAUUGAAAGUAUUCCAAUAUGGCAUACGUGUUUCCUUCAUUUCAUCGUAAAAUGUGUUCUGGUGAGCAUUUAUUCAUUAAGUGGUUUCAUUGGUGGGUCAGCAAUUCAUAUAACACUCAUUUGGGGUGUUUGCCGAUGGGAUUCAUAUAUAACUCAUCAACUAAUCCAACAGUUAUCAAUAAGACUAACACAAGAUUUUGUACAAUUUAUUUGUCCAUUCCUUAACAAUACACAAUGGCUGAUUCGGUUAUUUCGAGCAUUCGGAGCUCAUAUUGGUGAAGGUGUAGUGUUACCUGAUUUUUCCUGUAUAACUGAUUAUCAUUUGAUAACUAUUGAAGAUAACGUUCGACUUAAUAUGCAUGCUAAUAUUCAAUGUCAUAGUAAUGAACAACGUAUCCUAAAAUUAGCUCCUGUGACGAUCGAAAGCUCAUGUGUGCUUAUGAGUGGUUCACUUGUGAUGGCAGGCUGCAAAUUGAUGGGCAACAAUAGACUUUAUCCAUUUACAUUGGUAAUGAAAAAUGAUAUCUUACUACUCAAUACUCAAUGGAAAGGACUUCCUGCAAAACUUUUGACAACAGAAGCAAAAUCAUCUCAAUCUGUAUUGGUUCGUGAUAAUGAAGCCGAACACCAGCAACCAUCUGAAAGCGUAGAUGAACUACAACUUAUGAAUUAUGGCUAUGCAGAUCUUGAUGAGGACAAUAACGAUAAUACCGACUACUGUUCGAAACAGCUAUAUAAACAGGUCCUUGCACACGUAUCACUUACAAAUCAGAAUGUACUUGAAGUGAGUUGUCGUAGAGGUGAUGGUGCUGUUUGGUGCGUCCAUAAUUAUGUACCUGGUUCUUAUGUAGGAGUUGAUCUUUCUCCCAGUGUCAUUGACGUAUGUCGACAACGUCAUUCGAUGAUUUCUCGACUUUCUUUCGUAGUAGCUGAUGCAACAAAAUAUUUACCAUUUGAAAAUGAAUCACUUGAUAUUGUUCUU
This is a messenger RNA of Adineta steineri, 4371 nucleotides long. The record is from the annotation of a GenBank genome assembly. Lineage: Eukaryota; Metazoa; Rotifera; Eurotatoria; Adinetida; Adinetidae.